Molecule: messenger RNA, 2392 nt
Organism: Vigna umbellata (rice bean)
Lineage: Eukaryota; Viridiplantae; Streptophyta; Magnoliopsida; Fabales; Fabaceae
Product: Pentatricopeptide repeat (PPR) superfamily protein
Molecular function (GO): protein binding
Source: RefSeq, a predicted model, not a curated record
ACACAAACACUGCAUUUCCUUCAGCCCCUUUUUGUAGUGGAAGGGAGGCUGCUUUGAAGCAUCAGCUUCCUCCGCAGUAAGCUCUGCUAUCUCUCGUUCCCUCUGUUCCUAAUCACCGAACAGCAAUUCCACACUUACCCAGAUAUCAAAACUCCAUCUUUUUCAUCUACUACUAAUUUCUGAACCCACUCUCACUCUCCUUUCAUUGCCUUCAACUCCCACACCAAAAUUACAAUGAUGGGUAUGUUUCGUAGGUACAUGAAUUAUCUGAAAACUCCUUCAUUUUCAUUGUGCAUCCACCAUUAUCGUCAAAUCUUCAGAAACAAAGUUCUCGCACAAGUUGAAACGACACUUCACUCAACAAGGUUUUCACCCUCUCAUUAUUCUGUUCAUUGCCAAAGGCCAUUGUUAUCUGAUAAUAAAAAUUCUCGUGUGCGCUUCAUUCAAUAUUCAUUGCCCUUGAACUGCUAUAUUGCUUGUUAUAUCCCCAAUCGUAAUUACUGUUCAGAAAUUGUUUUCAUGAAUCAAGAUCUUAGUUGUUGUGAGAGUGAAAUUGAUCAGGUGUGUAGCACAAUGGUGGAGGAUAGUGGUUUAGAAAGCGAUGUUGGUAAGGUGUAUAGCACGAUGGUGGAGGGUAGUGGUUUAGAAAGUGACGCUGAUAAGGUUUAUAACACUAUAAUGGAUAAUUUAAUUGGAUUUAACAAUUUGGAGGAGGCUCUUGGCCAAUUGGGGAUCCCAUUGUCCACUCCUUUGGUUAUUGGGGUGCUGCAUAAGCUUAGAUAUGAUGAAAAAAUUGCAUUUAGGUUCUUCACUUGGGCUGGUCAUCAGGAGAAUUAUUCACACGAGCGCCGUGCUUAUAAUGAUAUGAUGGACAUCCUAUCUAGUACUAAGUACAAGGUGAAACAGUUUCGGAUAGUUUGUGAUAUGUUGGAAUAUAUGAAGAGGAAUGACAAGAUUACUGUUCCGGUUGAAGUUCUGAUGACGAUUUUGAGAAAGUAUACUGAGAAGUAUCUUACUCAUGUGCAGAAGUUUGCAAAGAAGAGGAGGAUAAGGGUGAAGACACAACCGGAAAUAAAUGCAUUUAACUUGCUGUUGGAUGCUCUGUGCAAGUGUUGUUUGGUUGGGGAUGCUGAAGCUCUAUAUAAGAAAAUGAGGAAAACGGUCAAGCCUAAUGCAGAAACAUAUAAUAUAUUAGUUUUUGGGUGGUGUAGGGUUAGAAACCCAACUAGAGGGAUGCAACUACUGGAGGAAAUGAUUCAACUGGGUCAUAGACCUGACAAUUUCACAUACAACACAGCCAUUGAUACAUACUGCAAAGCUGGUAUGAUAACAGAGGCUGUUGAUCUUUUUGAGUUUAUGAGAACAAAAGGUUCAACUAUAUCUUCCCCCACUGCCAAGACUUAUGCGAUUAUAAUUGUGGCUCUUGCUCAAAAUGAUAGAAUGGAGGAGUGUUUUAAACUUAUAGGGCAUAUGAUUUGCAGUGGUUGUCUUCCUGAUGUCACAACAUAUAAGGAAAUAAUUGAGGGAAUGUGUGUGUGUGGAAAGGUAGAUGAAGCUUACAAGUUCUUGGAAGAGAUGGGAAACAAGGGUUAUCGACCUGAUAUUGUUACUUAUAAUUGUUUUCUCAAGGUCCUUUGUGACAAUAAGAAGUCUGAGGAAGCCCUUAAAUUAUAUGGAAAAAUGAUUGAAUUGAGUUGCAUUCCUAGUGUUCAGACUUACAAUAUGCUGAUUUCAAUGUUUUUUAAGAUGGAUGAUCCUGAUGGGGCAUUUGAGACUUGGCAGGAAAUGGAUAACAGGGGCUGCAGACCAGACAGUGACACAUACUGUGUGAUGAUCGAGGGGCUAUUUAGCUGCAAUAAGAUGGAAGAUGCUUGUUUUCUUUUGGAAGAAGUUAUAAACAGAGGAAUAAAGUUGCCAUAUAAAAAUUUUGACUCCUUUUUGAUGCAAUUGUCUGUGAUUGGUGAUCUCCAGGCGAUUCAAAGGCUAUCAGAACAUAUGAGGAAAUUCUAUAAUCAUGGCAUGGCUAGACGUUAUGCCCUAAGCCAGAAGCGUAAGAGCAUGAGUUUAAGAGGGAGAUAAUAGUUACAAAAUUUCUUUCUUGAGUUUGUGCUACCUGUCAGGAACUGAAGGGGCAAAAUUAAGAGGGUUCUUGUCAUGACAGGUCAGACAAAUUUUCUGGAAACAUGGCAAGUUAUAAUAGCAUUCACUAUUUCAGAUACCGGCUUAAUAAGGCUUGCCUUGCAUAUUGGAUUCCUUCAUGGUGAUGACUAGUUGCAUCUUUGAACAUAUUCUAUUGGUCAUGCUGUGUGCUACCAAGAAUUUUUUGCACGAAGAACUUUGAUGCAGCCUAAAGAUGAGAAGAUCCAUGUAUGUAUUUUAUUGUUACAUUUGA